Molecule: messenger RNA, 454 nt
Organism: Tigriopus californicus
Lineage: Eukaryota; Metazoa; Arthropoda; Copepoda; Harpacticoida; Harpacticidae
Source: RefSeq, a predicted model, not a curated record
AUGGGGGUGCCAUUAGCCUUGUUGGUGCUCCUGGUCAUGUGGCUAAAGUUUGCUUCCAUGGUGCGCAACGGAUAUUUCACCGAAGACCCGCCAACCAUUACGGUAGAAGAGGCUUAUCUUGACGCAAUGCUCAACGACGAAUUCGAAAUCAUCGAUCCUAUUGAAGAAUGUGAUUCAUCCGAUGAGACACUCGUCACUGAAAGUGACGGAUCCGCCAAGAGAGCACUGAACACCCCGUCCUCCAAGAACGAACUGAAUGCUUCUCCGACCUCAAAAAUGGAACCAAAGAAGGACAUUUAGAGAGCCCUUGGGAUCUAGUCAAACUUUUUACCAGGGUGGCAAUGCACACGUCAGAACUGUUCGACGUUAUAAGCAGAAUUACCAUUUUACAUACAAUAUUAUUCAAGCACAAAUUUCCCAUUGUGAUAAUAAAUCUUGAUCUUGCCAACAGAUA